Molecule: messenger RNA, 1949 nt
Organism: Apis dorsata (giant honeybee)
Lineage: Eukaryota; Metazoa; Arthropoda; Insecta; Hymenoptera; Apidae
Gene: MED17
Product: mediator of RNA polymerase II transcription subunit 17
Exons: 8
Coding region: 49-1764 (571 amino acids)
Biological process (GO): regulation of transcription by RNA polymerase II
Cellular component (GO): mediator complex; core mediator complex
Molecular function (GO): transcription coregulator activity
Source: RefSeq, a predicted model, not a curated record
AUCUAUCACUUAAUUUCUUAUUGGUAACUCUGCCUUAAGAAAACAAUAAUGGCGUAUUCAGUGAAUAUUUCUGUAGAAGCACCGAUCGAGAAUCAAAUUCAGGAAAUCACUUAUGAUGGUCAAGAAAUUUAUCAAGCACCUCUUACAUUGUCCGAAAACUUGGCAAAAAUCGCGCAAAAAAUCGAUUUCAGUAAAACUAAUGGUGAAGAUGUUAAAAAGGAAUUAGAAAGUGGAGAAAAAAGUGAAGAAGAUACAAAAGACUCUGCUUCUUUUCAGUCAUCUUUAUGGCCAUGGGACAGUGUUAGAAAUAAAUUAAGGAAUGCAUUGACAGAAGUAUGUGUGCUAGCAGAUGUUCUUGCAAUAGCAAAAGAGAAACAUUAUAUGGUUCUUGAUCCAGUACCACAAGAACCAACAGAAGUAAAGCCUAUGAUACAAGUAUAUGCUAGGAAAAAAGCAUUAGCUGGAGCUGCAUCUGUCAUUAUGAUGGGUGCUGAUAGAUUAAAAAAUUGUCAAAAUGAAUUAGCUAGAAAUAGAUCAACUCCAGAUUUUCACAUUGAAUUAUUAAGAUUAAGACAAAAUUGGCGUUUGAAAAAAGUUUCUAAUUCAAUCAUUGGUGAUCUUAGUUAUAGAACAGCUGGAUCUAAAUUCCCUCAGACAGGUAUGUUUGAAGUUACAAAAGCAGAAGAAGAAGAAAAGAAUAGUACAAGCCCUCCUGCAUCUCCAAAUGCUAGUAAUAAUACAUCUGGCCAGGCUCAUCCUCCAAAUUCCAAAGCAUCUGCAUUGAGAGUUACUAUUCCAAGUGAAUUACAGGGUGUUGCUUAUAUAGAAGUAUUAUGUCAAAAAGAUCAAGAGGAUUUAUGUAGUGCAAAUAUUAGUUUACUUAAUAACAGUGCACAUAGUUCUAAUGCAGAUAUGCACUGGCAACAAAAAUUGGAAGCUGCACAAAAUGUUCUUUUUUGUAAAGAAUUGUUCAGUCAAUUAGCAAGAGAAGCUGUACAUUUACGCGCGCCUAUACCUCAUAUGGUUGUUGGCAAUCAAAUCAUGGCAACAGUGCUGCCUGGAAUUCAGUUAAUUAUAGGACUUUGUCAUAGUACGGGAAACGAUAAAAAACCAACUGCUCCUCCUCCUCAUAAAAGCGAACAUGAUCACGUGUUAGAGCAUUCUUUGCAUCAACUUUUACGUGAAGUUCAUCACAAAAAUACUCAUCAUCCAUUUCCACAUCCCUCUUCUGGACCUCUUGGGCCCAGUAAAAGAAGAUGUUUAGCUGGUCCAACAGCUGCCGAUCGAUACGAACUUUUAGAAAUGACAAAAAGUCAAACUCUCUUAGAACAAAUUAUCCAACAGGCUCAACAUUAUUUUAUGCGAUUGCGUACAGAAUAUGUAUUAGAUACAAUAGCAAAAGAAGUAAAAGAUCCUUUGAUUGUAUCUCAUUGGAAUGCAUUAAAUUCUCCUACACAAUCUUGUGUAAAGAUUAAUAUUUUAACACAUGGAUAUGACACUGUAUAUCGAACAUCACUUGUUGUUCAUAUAGGAGAAAAAUCUCUCAAAUGUGUGUGCCGAGAUGGUAGAGUAAUGCAUAUGAGUUAUGAACCUCAAGAAUUACGUGAUUUGAUAUUUUGUCAGAUCUAUCAGCAUCAAAUAACAGCAGUACAAGCAUUAGCAAAAUGUAUGGGUUGGCAAUUUUUAGCUAAUAGUUCACACCUUGGUCUAGGUGCAGUUGAACCUCUAGGAAAUGCUAGUAGUUGUAUUGUAAUUUUAGAAUGAUAGCUGUUAGAUGUGAACCACAAACGGGAGUACAAGUUGCAAUAGCUCAUUCUCCCAGAAAAGAUUUCUUUCCUGGACAAUUAGUAAGAGAAAGAAAAUGGGAAAAUUUAGGUGGUUCUUUCAAAGAAGUUCGGUGGGACAAAAUGGAAGGAAAGAAUUUUUUAAACAAAAUGGAAUUACUUAUG